UCUUUUGUUCAUCGCUCAGAACAGGGUAAGGGAAAGAAAUUCCAAACCCUCACAAUUUUCUCUUCAGAUCCCAAAUCUCUGUUACCACGGCGGCGCGUGCGUGUUUUAUACGGCGCGUGAGGGUGUGUAAGCGCGUGGUGUGAAGUGUAGAGCUGAGUUAUGCUUUGUAUGAGCUGCAUUUGGGAAUUCAUGCCGGAGCUACGCCGGAAUCGAAAUCUCACCGUACGGCCGUGAUUUCUGCUCCUCCAUGGCUUCCGCCGUCAUAGCCAACCGGAACGAACCCAAUUGGCCACAGCAUAGAGGCGGUGGAGCGGGAUUCAUGGGAAAACUACCAUUCUCUAACCCUAACCCUAAAAUUGGGAACGGGAAGAGGACGACUCAAUCGGCGUCCGAUGAUGCUUCCUCCAUCAACCGGCGACCGGCGUCGACGAACGACAACAUCUUCAAUCUCAAUCACAAUCACAAUCACUCCCAAUACGUGACGUUCAACUUGGCGUCGUACACGAAGAAGGAGCUCCACGACCUCAAAAUUCGCCUCCGAUCGGAGCUCGAACAGGUUCGGAGGCUCAAGAGCAGAAUCGAGUCCGGGGAGUUUCAGCUGCCGAAGAAAUCGGCGGGGAGCAAGAAGGUUUCCGGCAACAAGCGUCCCUUGCCGGUGAAGGAUUUCAAACGAUCGCAUUUGGAGGUUGCGAGCUUGAUGAAGAGCUGCGUGCAGGUUUUGCAGAAGCUUAUGAAGCACAAGCAUGGGUGGAUCUUCAAUGUUCCCGUUGAUGCUGUUGGAAUGGGUCUUCAUGAUUACUACGAGAUCAUCAAGAAACCCAUGGAUCUGGGUACGGUGAAAGCGAAUCUCUCGAAGAACGUGUACGCUACGCCUGAGGAAUUUGCAUCGGAUGUGAGAUUGACGUUCAACAAUGCACUGACUUAUAACCCUAAGGGCCACGAUGUGUACACCAUGGCGGAGCAGCUUCUGGUGAGGUUCGAGGAGCUGUAUCGCCCCUUGCAGGAGAAAUUCGAGGAUUGUUUGAGGCAGGAGCGCGAUUUUGACGAGGAAUUGCAGGCGAGUUCAUGGAACCACAUUGAGCCGGAGAGGGAGAGGGAGAGGGUAAAGAAGAAGGAGAAGCCGGUGAAGGCGGUGAUCCCUCCUCCUGUGAAAUUGCAGCAAGAGCCUGUUCCGCAGCCGCCACCUAUGCAGCAGCAGCAGCCGCCUGCAAGUUCUUCAAACCCUCCGUUAGUGCAGUCUCCAGUGCGCACACCUUCACCAAUGCGAGCUCCUCCAGUGAAGCAUGUGAAGCAACCGAAACCGAAGGCCAAGGAUCCGAAUAAGAGGGACAUGAAUCUUGAGGAGAAGCACAAGCUGGGGCUUGGGUUGCAGAGUUUACCAUCAGAGAAAAUGGAGCAGGUGGUGCAGAUUAUAAAGAAGAGGAAUGGGCAUUUGAAGCAAGAUGGGGAUGAGAUUGAGCUGGAUAUUGAGGCUGUUGACAAUGAGACCCUUUGGGAGCUUGAUCGAUUGGUGACAAAUUGGAAGAAGAUGAUGAGCAAGAUUAAGCGGCAGGCACUGUUAGACAAUCUGAAUCCCAAUGUAGCAUCAAACAAAGACAAUGGGGAAUUGCCCGCUUGCGAUAAAGUUGAACCAGCACCAGUUGAGGUGGUGAAAAAGCCAAAGAAAGUGGAAGCAGCAGGGGAUGAGGAUGUAGACAUUGGCGACGAGAUGCCAAUGAGUGAGUUUCCCCCAGUAGAGAUUGAGAAAGACAAAGAUGUCGCUGCAGGCCACGCGAGUAGUAGUUCUGGUAGCUCGAGCAGUUCAAGCAGUGGUUCCUCGUCAUCUAGUGAUUCGGAUUCGGGGAGUUCCUCAGGGAGUGAUUCUGAAGCAGACAACGGACAAUCAUAGCAGCCAAUGAAAACAAGCUAGAUUAUUGCGGGUUAGCGGAUGAAGAAUGUGUUUGCUUCAUUAGCUUCCCUUGAGGGUGCGGCUUGAACACAUGGACGAGGGGCUGUGACCAUCGUUUUGUUGGUGAAGUUUGGGCGUAGUGGAUAUGAUUGUUGCUCUGGGAACCUGCUCGAGGAUUUGUGGUGUGACAUAGUUGUAAAAAUGAUUCCGGAAAACCCAAGUUAAUCUAAACAAAUUGUAGUCCAGAAAGUAGAUGAAAUGUGGUGAAAAUCCUAGGAUAUUAGUGUUAAAGAUUAGGAAUAGAACCAAGAGAACUAGUGUUUUUUAAUGAGUUUACCUUGUACACAUUACAACAGUAAAUAGACGUGUCAUUAUUCUCUAUGAUGAAAGACUUUUUUAUCAAUCUUUUUUAUCAA
Molecule: messenger RNA, 2304 nt
Organism: Lotus japonicus
Lineage: Eukaryota; Viridiplantae; Streptophyta; Magnoliopsida; Fabales; Fabaceae
Product: transcription factor GTE7
Exons: 4
Coding region: 248-1888 (546 amino acids)
Molecular function (GO): protein binding
Source: RefSeq, a predicted model, not a curated record